Molecule: messenger RNA, 1531 nt
Organism: Paramisgurnus dabryanus
Lineage: Eukaryota; Metazoa; Chordata; Actinopteri; Cypriniformes; Cobitidae
Product: multifunctional protein ADE2-like
Biological process (GO): 'de novo' IMP biosynthetic process
Cellular component (GO): cytosol
Molecular function (GO): phosphoribosylaminoimidazolesuccinocarboxamide synthase activity
Source: RefSeq, a predicted model, not a curated record
AUGGGGGGAGACAUUGGUCUGACAGAGAGGUUCGAGCUCUCCUUACUGUCUGGGCUGACCGGGAAGUUCACAAGCAGCUCCAACGUUAAACGCUCCCAUUGGAAGGGUACCAAGUGAAAGGAAUCCGGAACUUCACCAAACAUGCAGAACACAGCAGAACUGAAAUUAGGACAAAAACUGAACGAGGGCAAGACCAAGCAGAUAUUUGAGCUGGUGGAUGAGGCCGGUCAUGUUCUGGUCCAAUCUAAAGAUCAGAUUACAGCGGGCAAUGCGGUUAGGAAGGAUCAGAUGGAAGGCAAAGCCGCUAUCGCCAAUAACACCACCUGCUGUGUGUUCAAACUAUUGCAGGAUGCUGGAAUCAUGACAGCAUUUAUCAGGCAACACUCUGAGACUGCGUUCGUGGCAACCCGCUGUGAGAUGAUACCCAUUGAGUGGGUCUGCAGACGGAUCGCCACAGGCUCCUUCCUUAAACGAAACCCUGGAGUAAAAGAGGGCUUCUGCUUCGCUCCUCUAAAGAUGGAGAUGUUCUUCAAGGAUGAUGCCAACAAUGAUCCUCAAUGGUCAGAGGAGCAGUUAUUGGCUGCUGGCUUUGGACUGGCAGGCCUGACCAUCGGCCGCUGUGAGGUGGACAUCAUGAGCAAAAGCACUAUGGCCAUUUUUGAAGUCCUAGAGAAAGCCUGGGCCACACAGGACUGCACUCUGGUGGAUAUGAAAAUAGAAUUUGGUGUGAAUGUGGCCACUAAAGAGAUUGUGCUGGCUGAUGUGAUUGACAACGACUCAUGGAGGCUGUGGCCGGCUGGGGAUCGCAGCCAGCAGAAAGACAAACAGGUGUACCGUGACUUGAAAGAAGUUACUCCGGAGGCCAUGCAGAUGGUGAAGAGGAACUUUGAGUGGGUUGCUGAGCGAGUGAAGCUGCUCCUGGAGUCAACAGGAAAAGGAAGAGUUGUGGUUCUGAUGGGUUCUACUUCAGAUGUCGCUCACUGUGAAAAGAUCCGCAAGGCUUGUGGUUCAUAUGGAAUUCCCUGCCAUCUUCGAGUGACCUCGGCUCAUAAAGGCCCGGAUGAGACACUCCGUAUAAAAGCUGAAUAUGAAGGUGAUGGAGUGCCCACCAUAUUUGUUGCAGUUGCAGGAAGAAGUAAUGGCCUAGGUCCUGUGAUGUCAGGGAGCACCACUUACCCUGUUAUUAACUGUCCUCCUAUUACCUCUGACUGGGGUGCUCAGGAUAUCUGGUCAUCUCUACGCAUGCCUAGCGGUUUAGGCUGCUCCACGGUUCUUUCUCCUGAAGCCGCUGCCCAGUUUGCAGCUCAGAUUCUGGGUCUUAAUGAUCACACGAUUUGGGCCAAACUUCGGGCCUCAAUGCUAAACACCUGGAUCUCCCUAAAACAGGCUGACAAGAAACUACAAGCAUGCACCUUGUAAAGGACCAGCAUUGUCAUUCCCUUUAACCACUUUGUACAUUUUCUGUCUUUAAAGAAGCUCAUGUGAAACAUUGAGCUAGAACCUUUUUGCAAUAAUACCACUUUCAGGUGUA